AGAUUAGGUUGCAGUUCUCAUUAGGCCUUAUUUCGUCACCAGUCUUAUUUACUUUGGAGUCUGUGUGUGCUUUGAAGUUAGUGGUAUUGGUGUCUGGGUGUGUGUUACAAUGCCCGUGAGCUGAUCGUCUGCGUCAAUCUCUAGCAGCUGCAGAGUCUUCUACGACGAGGACCUAGUUCUCAACCCUGGUUUCAGAAUUCUUGGAAUGAGGGAAAGAUAACGAGAGGUCCACAUCUCCUUAUUAAUCCUGCAUUCGGAAAUUUAUUAGGUUGGGGUGGUAACUGAUAGUCCUUCGUGGCUGGGAUUCUUGCUGCAGUACCACCAAACUUCUGUUGCUACACUGAAAUCUGAGAGUCUGCUUCACAUUGUCCAUUCUUCUUGGAUUGCAUGUUGGGGAUUUGGGUGCUCACACUGCAGGCGUUAGGUUGGUCACAUGGUGACGAACACCUUUGAGCAUUGCAGGCUGAGAAUGUUUUCAGGGUUCCGAAGGUGGGCAGGGGUCAAGUCCAAGGUUUUGUGAAUUGACUAUGUCGUCCCUCACGUUGUGUUGGCUUGUGAAGACUCAAGGCUUUUGGGUAGAAAACAACGCAGAGUUGCUCCACGUAAAGCACUAUGAAGAUGGGAAUAAAAAUGGCUGCGCACUCGAUGCUGCAUCUGCUUCUGGUUGCUGGAUUGCUCUCAGGUGCAACAGCAGUACCUUUAUCACAACAGGCGAAGGACGCCUGUGGUGCUGUUUUGAGCCAUUCUCCUUUUGAGAGGUCUCAGAAGCAUAAGGACGAGGACUGCGCCAACUCCUCGGUUGAGGCUUUUCAUGAAGAAUGGGGUAUCACCCAAUUAGCAAGCGGAGUGGUGAAACUCUCGAAUGGGACUGAGUUGCAGCUCUUCCCAGCCUCUGACACUCUUCACAAGCAUAUCAUGAAUUCCACUCGACGAAUACUCGGCGACUUCCGCCAAUGCUCUCCGUGCACAUGCUGUGAUCGGUCUAGAAGGUGGUGCCUACCCACAGUGUGCUGCUACAACAUUCGGUGUGGUGUGCGGGGGUUACCUUUUGGAUUGUGUUCCUUCGUGCCCAUCUCCUGUACCUGCUUUGGAUGCCGGAGCUGAUAAAUUCACCUCGACCUAAAACCAUGGUAUUUUGCAACUGCGGUCAAAUUGUUGAAGGCAAUUCGAGUGGGUAUCGUGUUUCUGUUGUGGAAAUGGCAAUAAGCAGCUGCAUUCCCGAAGCUGAGGAUGGUUGCUAUAAGUUCCAACAUAUUAGUUAUUCAUGUAAUACAAAUUUAUUUGUACUACAUUUGUAAUGUGUUAGCCUAAAUUUUACUCUUGCUGUGCAUGGUCCUGUACUGUAAAUCAUUGUAGUGAAAAAUACUCAAUUUAAUGCAACUUCAAGGCUCACGUCAUGUGUGGAGUAACAAAUUUUAGUCGAAA
Messenger RNA from Physcomitrium patens, 1425 nucleotides. Lineage: Eukaryota; Viridiplantae; Streptophyta; Bryopsida; Funariales; Funariaceae. The record is from RefSeq and is a predicted model, not a curated record.